UCCCGUCGUUUCAGCAAGCUAUCCUCACAACUUCAACUAUAUAAGCUCUAAAACGGGUGUGUAUCUUUUGUUCCCAGUAAGUCACUUACAAGAUGAAAGUCCCACUAAUAGAUUUCUUGAGAUUCUUAGUACUCAUUCUUUCUCUUAGUGGCCCUUUAGUUUCUGCAGAUGCAACGGCGAGGCAACACUUUAAUAGGUAUGAAACUGAUAACUACGGUUACACACCUCCUUCACCAAUUUAUGGUGCCCCACCCAGCUACCCAACACCACCAACACCAACUUACAGUCCUCCGAUAUAUCCACCACCAAUACAACAACCUCCGACACCAACUUAUGGUCCGCCUAUUAAACCACCACCGAUACAGAAGCCUCCAACACCAACUUACAGUCCGCCUGUUAACCCCCCACCGGUGCAAAUGCCUCCGACACCAACUUACAGCCCUCCGAUCAAGCCGCCACCGGUACACAAGCCACCGACACCAUCUUACAGUCCUCCAGUCAAACCACCACCGGUGCACAAGCCUCCAACACCAACUUAUAGUCCCCCUGUUAAACCUCCACCUGUGCAAAAGCCUCCAACACCAACUUACAGUCCACCUAUCAAACCACCACCAGUACAGAAGCCUCCAACACCAACCUACAGUCCCCCGAUAAAGCCACCACCGGUGCAUAAGCCUCCAACACCAAUUUAUAGUCCUCCUAUCAAGCCACCACCAAUUCAAAAGCCUCCCACUCCUAUCUAUAGUCCCCCUAUAAAGCCACCGCCAAUACAAAAGCCACCGACGCCAAUAUACAGCCCCCCAAUCAAGCCGCCACCGGUUCAAAAGCCUCCCACGCCAACAUAUAGUCCCCCUAUAAAGCCACCACCAGUACAUAAGCCUCCGACACCAACUUACAGCCCACCAGUCAAGCCACCACCAGUGCAAAAGCCUCCUACACCAACAUAUAGCCCACCUGUUAAACCACCACCAGUGCAGAAGCCCCCAACACCAACAUAUAGUCCACCAGUCAGGCCACCGCCAGUACAAAAACCUCCAACUUAUAGUCCACCUAUUAAACCACCACCUAUACAGAAGCCUCCAACACCAACCUACAGUCCCCCGAUAAAGCCACCGCCGGUGCAUAAGCCUCCAACACCAACCUACAGUCCCCCGAUAAAGCCACCGCCGGUGCAUAANAAACCUUACAGUCCUCCGAUAUAUCCACCACCAAUACAACAACCUCCGACACCAACUUAUAGUCCUCCUAUUAAACCACCACCGAUACAGAAGCCUCCAACACCAACUUACAGUCCACCUGUUAAACCCCCACCGGUGCAAAUGCCUCCGACACCAACUUACAGCCCCCCGGUCAAGCCGCCACCGGUACACAAGCCACCGACACCAUCUUACAGUCCUCCGGUCAAACCACCACCGGUGCACAAGCCUCCAACACCAACUUAUAGUCCCCCUGUUAAACCACCACCUGUGCAAAAGCCUCCAACACCAACUUACAGUCCACCUAUCAAACCACCACCAGUACAGAAGCCUCCAACACCAACCUACAGUCCUCCGAUAAAGCCACCGCCGGUGCAUAAGCCUCCAACACCAAUUUAUAGUCCUCCUAUCAAGCCACCACCAAUUCAAAAGCCUCCCACUCCUAUCUAUAGUCCCCCUAUAAAGCCACCGCCAAUACAAAAGCCACCGACGCCAAUAUACAGCCCCCCAAUCAAGCCGCCACCGGUUCAAAAGCCUCCCACGCCAACAUAUAGUCCCCCUAUAAAGCCACCACCAGUACAUAAGCCUCCGACACCAACUUACAGCCCACCAGUCAAACCACCUUCAGUGCAAAAGCCUCCAACACCAAUCUAUAGUCCCCCUAUAAUGCCACCACCGGUGCAUAAGCCUCCAACACCAACUUAUAGUCCUCCUAUCAAGCCACCACCAGUGCAUCAGCCUCCGACACCAACAUAUAGUCCUCCAGUAAAGCCACCACCAGUGCAGAAGCCUCCAACACCAACUUAUAGUCCCCCUGUCAAACCACCUCCAGUGCAAAAGCCUCCAACACCAAUCUAUAGUCCCCCUGUAAAACCACCACCAGUACAAGUGCCUCCAACCCCAACUUACAGCCCUCCUCUACAACCACCACCAGUACAAGUGCCUCCAACACCAACAUACAGCCCUCCGGUAAAACCACCACCAAUACAAUUGCCUCCAACACCUACUACUCCAUCGCCUCCACAAGGUGGAUACGGUACUCCGCCUCCAUAUGCAUAUGUAUUGCGUCCUAUAGAUGUAAGCAAUUAGAGAAACAAGUUACAAUUAUAGAUAUUUCCUAAAUUAUGGCCAAAAAGGCUUUCUAUCACAGAUGAUGUGUAAGUUAAAGCUACAUAUGGUACUGCAUAUUAUGUGGUAAAAAUAAAUAAAGUUUUAUA
Messenger RNA from Camelina sativa (false flax), 2413 nucleotides. RefSeq lists its product as uncharacterized. The record is from RefSeq and is a predicted model, not a curated record. NCBI's taxonomy places the organism in Eukaryota, Viridiplantae, Streptophyta, Magnoliopsida, Brassicales, Brassicaceae.